Serpula lacrymans var. lacrymans S7.9 is the source of this 318-nucleotide messenger RNA. RefSeq lists its product as uncharacterized. The transcript has a single exon. The record is from RefSeq and is a predicted model, not a curated record. NCBI's taxonomy places the organism in Eukaryota, Fungi, Basidiomycota, Agaricomycetes, Boletales, Serpulaceae. The annotation marks the transcript as partial.
GGCAUAGUACGCCCAACCAGUGCACUGCUUGAUUCAGGCGCUAACAGAAUCUUCAUAGAUCAGGUCUGGGCGGAGGAAAUUGGACACCCUCUUGUAAGAUUAAAUGUAUCUAUUCUCGUCUAUAACAUUGACAUUACACUUAAUGUGGGUGGCUGCAUUAUGCACAAAUGUUCUUUUGUUGAUGAAUACCAAGGACACAGAGAACAAGUCACCGCUGAAGCUACCCAACUAGGGAAGAUUAAUUUAAUUUUAGGCUGGACCUGGUUAUUCAAACACAAUCCUGAGAUCAACUGGCAGACAGGGGUUGCCACAUUGUCA